UCUGCAAUUUAAUUUUUUUUCCCCAAUUCUUACUACUCAAAGAACAAUUUUUUGUCUACUAAUCGGAGAUUGUGAUCUCGCCGGCUAAGUAUGUUGUCAAAUCCAUUGAAAUCAGUAGUGGGUUCACUUCCCACAGUGUCAGAACCAAAUGGCUCUCAACCAAGAUCGGCACCUUCAUUAGCAAUGUUGAAGUUGAACAAAACUAUCUUUUCUCCUCUUCAGUUGACAGGCAACGGAAAGGAGUUACCUCGGCAGGAGACAACCUCAACUGCUGUUUCAAGAAGAGAAUUGAUAGGUUUGGCAGCUACAACAUUAGGUGGACUUGCCCUUUUGGCUGCAGAACCUGCAGAGGCACUUGAAGUAGCUGAUAUUGGGGAUUCAAUCAAGGAGCUGUUUGGAUUUUUCAAAGGCAAACCAAAAACUGGAGCUGACAACGAAAAGAAACCAAAUAGCGGAACUGAUGAUAAGAAGCCAAAAAUGGAAGGCCAUGGAAACAAACCAAAGAUUGAAGCUGAUGAAAAGAAGUCAAAAGUUGAAAUCCAUGGAAACAAACCAAAGGUUGAAGUUGAUGAAAAGAAAACCAAAAACAGAGAUGAUACCAAGGCAUCAGCCCCUCAUCACUCAGAGAAGGAAAAAGUAUCAUCUUCUUCUGCUGCUACAGCAAUCCUUCCCAACAUUUUGAAUAACACAGUUCCCUAAUUUCUCAUUUAGAAAUGCUGUUGUGCUCAGAUACAUUUUCAAGAAACUUGACAGACUUUUUGGAUCCUACAAUUCACUGUUGCUAAAACUCAUGUCUAAAUGAAACCUUAGACAUCAAUGAGUUAAAUGUCAAGACUAUUGAGUGUUUUCAGUUCAAA
Molecule: messenger RNA, 857 nt
Organism: Solanum stenotomum
Lineage: Eukaryota; Viridiplantae; Streptophyta; Magnoliopsida; Solanales; Solanaceae
Exons: 2
Coding region: 91-699 (202 amino acids)
Source: RefSeq, a predicted model, not a curated record